Fusarium falciforme is the source of this 2304-nucleotide messenger RNA. RefSeq lists its product as hypothetical. NCBI's taxonomy places the organism in Eukaryota, Fungi, Ascomycota, Sordariomycetes, Hypocreales, Nectriaceae. Gene Ontology annotation, biological process: transmembrane transport. Gene Ontology annotation, molecular function: oligopeptide transmembrane transporter activity. The transcript is spliced from 3 exons. The record is from RefSeq and is a predicted model, not a curated record. The coding region runs from base 1 to 2304 and encodes 767 amino acids.
AUGUCGAACAACGUCAGCCCUGAUGGGGGCAUAAAGCCCGCUGCAAUUGCAACUACGAAGGGCGCCUAUGCGCCCGAGGAGCCGUCCUCGCCGGACCUUUCCUCCAAGAGCAAGGAUGACCAGGACCACGAGGUCCAUCAACUCCACGACGAACACGAUGAAGAUACAGUUUAUGUCAAAGGACAUCCUGUCAUUCGGAAUGGCAUGGAUGUAUCCAAGUACUUGAUUUCGGACCGUGAUGAUGGGGAUCCCUCCUUGACCUUUCGCGCUAUCGUCCUGGGUUCCCUGUUCACGGCCCUUUCCAGCGUCAUUACGAUGCUCUACGUUUUUAAACCAACUCAAAUGCAGGUCUCUGCAGUUUUUCUACAGCUUCUCGUUUAUAUCUUUGGCCAAGCCUGGGCCCUUGGAACUCCUCGCCCCGAUCGAUUCAAAUCUCCAUGGGUCCAGCGUAUCCUCCGAUUCCUCAACUUUGGUCAACCCUUCAAAAUCAAGGAACAUGUCGUCGCUGCGCUUAUCGCCUCAUCUGGAAACAACGGUCUAUCCGGAGUCGAGGUCUAUGGUGUUGAACGACUCUUCUAUAAUCGCAGCGUUACUGCUCUUACCGCAGUUCUAGCAACAUUCUCCAUUUCCCUCUGCGGCUUCGUCCUAGCUGGAGUUUUACGGCCAUUGAUCGUCUACCCCGCCGAAAUGGUAUACUGGUCUACCCUUCCGCAGGUGGUUCUCUAUCAGAACCUCCACUUCGAUCAAAAGGCCAACCGAGACCGCCUCAUCAAGUUCGGCUGGGCUCUCGGUAUCGCUGCUGUUUGGGAAAUCUUCCCAGCCUACGUCAUGCCCUGGCUUGGCGGCAUCUCCGUCUUUUGCCUUGCAUCGAUGAAUGCACCCGAACACACACGCACCAUCUUCACCACCAUCUUUGGAGGCGCCUCUGGCAACGAGGGCAUGGGUCUUUUCAACAUCUCUCUGGAUUGGCAGUACAUCCAGAGUCAGUUCCUCUCGCUCCCUCUGAAGCAGCAGCUCAAUACUUGGAUCGGAUAUUUCUUCUGGUACAUUGCAAUGCUUGCUCUGUACUAUGGAAAUGCCUGGAGCGCAAAGAAAUUCCCCUUCAUGUCGACAUCUCUCUUCCACGAAAACGGAACCAGAUUCGAUAGUACCACUAUUCUCAAUAAUCACGGCACCAUCGACUUUGACAAGCUUGAGCAGAUCGGCCUGCCCUAUAUGACGUCAAGCACGGUCUGGGGAUACUUCACAAUGAACCUGGCCAUUGGUGCACUGAUUACUCAUGUCAUUCUCUUUUACGGCAAGGACAUGCUUCUGGCAUGGAAGCAGGCUCGCAGCAGGACUCAGCCUGAUCCUCAUUAUCAAGGCAUGCUCAAGUACAAGGAAGUUCCCAUGUGGUGGUACAUCGCACUCUUCGUUCUUUGCUUCAUCGCUGGAAUCGUGGUCACAACUAAAGGCGAGACAACUCUUCCGGUUUGGGGGUUCAUUGUUGCUCUUCUUCUGGGAGGCUUCAUUGCCCCCUUCUCCUGUAUCCUAUAUGGACUCUACGGAACGGGAGUUGGAACCAACGCAUUAUCAAAGAUGAUAGGCGGUGUUGUCCAUCCUGGUCGGCCUCUGGCAAACUUGUACUUUGCCAGUUGGUCCCACCAAGUCAUUCUGUUGGCCGUCAACCUUUCGAAUUGGCUCAAGGUCGGACAGUACACCAAAGUUCCGCAUAGAGUCAUGUUUGCCACGCAGAUCUACGGAACUCUUCUGGGCGCAGCGCUCAACUAUGUCGUCAUGACCACGAUUGUCAGCAACCAGAAGGAGAUUCUCCUAGACCCGGUUGGCAACAACGUUUGGAGCGGUUCAACGAUGCAGAGUCUCAACUCACAGGCUGUUACAUGGGCAAUGGCGAAGCAGAUCUAUGGCGAGAAUGGGCGUUAUCUGAUUGUUCCUCUUGGCCUGGUAAUUGGUCUCGCAUUGCCCUUUGCGCAUUGGGGUAUCAUCAAGGUGUUCCCACGCGCCAAAGACUGGCCCAUCAACACGGCCAUUAUUGCUUCAUACUCCGGCGCCACAACCUACUUUGGUAUCACCUCCUGGAUCUGGUCGUCGAUUGCGGUGGGUAUCUUCUCGCAGGUUUAUCUCCGACGACGGCUUCCCAACAUUUACAAUAAGUAUAACUACCUCAUCGGUGCUGCGUUGGAUGGUGGAUCUCAGAUCAUCAUCUUUAUUCUGUCUUUUGCAGUCUUUGGUGCAAGCGGAAAGGAGAGGCCGUUUCCUACUUGGUGGGGAAGACCAGAUGGAAACCCAGACCACUGUCUGUAG